Messenger RNA from Dipodomys ordii (Ord's kangaroo rat), 461 nucleotides. It is a transcript of the gene Ccdc167, whose product is annotated as coiled-coil domain containing 167. The record is from RefSeq and is a predicted model, not a curated record. The transcript has 4 exons. Lineage: Eukaryota; Metazoa; Chordata; Mammalia; Rodentia; Heteromyidae. Bases 10 to 366 code for a protein of 118 amino acids.
UGUCCCGUAAUGACUGGGAGGGGGAUCCCGGCUAGCAACAUGACUAAAAAGAAGCGGGAGAAUCUGGGCGUCGCUCAAGAGAUUGACGGGCUGGAGGAGAAACUGAGCCGGUGUCGGAAGGAGCUGGAGGCCAUCAACGCCAGGCUUGACUGGGCAGAGCUGAGCCCAGAGGACAGGGACUUAAGCUAUAAAACUUCGCCCUUCCACAGGCGGUCUCUGGAGAAGGAGAAGAACAGCCUCAUGAGCAAAGCCUCCAACUUCGAAAAGGAGCUCAAGUUGCUUCGGCACGAGAACUGGAAGAACACCAUGCUUUCAGUGGCCAUCUUCAUCCUCCUGGCCCUGCUCUAUGCACACUGGACCAUGUGAGUCUGGGAUUCUCUGCCAGCACCUGCUUUGCCAUGGCUCUCUGCUUGGGACCAAGACCAGUGGACCAAGGUGCAGGGCACCCUUCUCCCUUACCG